AUGGCACCGACUGUUUAUCUAUCGGAACUACCAAUUAUAAGAACACCAACGAUUCCGUGUUCACGACGAAGGCAGAGGGCUCUUAACGGGGCUAUAGUAAAGCAGCAAAGGCUAGAAUUUAGACGAUUAGAAACGAAUGCGCCUUCUGUCGAUGAUGCGACUCUCACACCACCUCAAAGUCCUUUUUGGGAGCCAGAGAGCCCCAAUGAUUCCUGUGCACCAAUUAUUGUUAGUUCUUCCGCCCCGAACGUUUCCGCUCGAGUUCCAGCGGAUAUACAGGAACAUUGGAAGGUGUUCCUAGCAAGACGGAAA
Heterotrigona itama is the source of this 312-nucleotide messenger RNA. Lineage: Eukaryota; Metazoa; Arthropoda; Insecta; Hymenoptera; Apidae. The record is from the annotation of a GenBank genome assembly.